This is a messenger RNA of Punctularia strigosozonata HHB-11173 SS5, 2692 nucleotides long. RefSeq lists its product as uncharacterized. The transcript is spliced from 14 exons. The coding region runs from base 264 to 2549 and encodes 761 amino acids. Lineage: Eukaryota; Fungi; Basidiomycota; Agaricomycetes; Corticiales; Punctulariaceae. The record is from RefSeq and is a predicted model, not a curated record.
GACCUCGCUGGUCCACUCGGUGAAGUCGGCCUCAGCCUCAGCAGCGCGUUCACAGCGUUCACGAUUUACGAUUGUCCUCCUUGCCGGCCUCGGACAUCUCUUGCCUUUGCCUUGUCUUUGCUUUGCUCGACGUUCUUUCGUGGCCGGGCCAGGCCUCAUUGUUGCUAUUUGUAUCCUAUUGCUACGGCUACCCGACGGCGUCUAAACCGUCGAGACGACUUGUACAUCAAACGGACCAGACCUGCUGAAGAGAGCCCGAAGAAAUGCUCAUUGACGACAGCAAGAGCAAGGCACUAACGGACGCAUCGUCUUCACGGGACGACGAUGCCUCUGUCACCCUCGGCGGGCCCUCUAUACGGGAACGACCGUUCAGCCAGGACACGACGCUUGGGCAGCCCUCCAUCCGCCUUCCCAACGAUCCACCACCGUCAUUCUCGUCCGUGACCUACAACAACCCUACCACAGCCGGAGGAAGCCCGCGGAGGCGGCGGUUUCGCGAGUCGCUGUACGAAAUACCGACUCCGGGGACGGAGGUCAAGCGCCCGCCACGCUAUGAACCAAUUAUCCUGAGGACAUGGGCCGUGCUAUUGAUAGCGACCAUCAUGAUAGUUAUGGCGAUCGCGUUGGAAAUCGGGGUGUUGUUGUCGAUCAAACGCAAUGGGUUUGGGGUACCGGAGAAGAAUGCUAUCAGCUUCGCCAGCCCGGCGUUCUUGCUCUCGUUCGUUCCGACACUCCUCGUCGCACCCCUUGCAUUUCUCUGGACCGUGACGGAUUGGAUGAUCCGGUGGUAUCAGCCUUAUGUGACGCUUCUGCGGGGAAAUGCCCCUGCAGGUGAAUCUAUCCUCCUCGACUACAUUGCGCUGAACAAGAUUUUUGUUGUCAAACAAUCGAUUAAACAUCGACACUGGCUGCUGACCGUGUCGACGUUGACCGCUCUCGGGACGAUCUUGUUCCAACCUUUGGCGGGUGCGCUCUUCGAACUCAGACAGACGCCUCAUAACACCACUACCACGGUCAAGAAUGUAGACGGCGUUGGUCUCGCGCCCGACAUCAGCACCUUCAACGCAUUCGUUGCUGCAGCUGGGUUCGUCGAAGCAGCGGUUUUCCACAAUCUUACAGAUCCUCCGUUUAUCAACGGCAGCUGGGCAUUGGCGGAAUUCAAGUAUCCGCCCAACCCUGACAACAACGCGCUUUCGGUGUCGGUCCCUUCCAUCGCCAUCAAUACGAGCGCGAACUGCUUCAAACCGGAUUCUACCAACCCCAUCAAACAAUCCAGUGGUGAUGUCACGAUCUUUGUAGAGGGUUCCUCCUCGUUCGCCUCUGGGUGCUCCAACCAGGUCACUCUUAACCCCAACGACUCGGAACAGCAAUACGGCGUCGAGGUGGCACAGUGCGGAGCUGUUCACACCGGCUACGAUGGACAGGGUAACCAGCCGAUCGAAAACGAUACUGCUCCGGUCUUGUUCUGGUACUAUCACGAAACGCCGUCCGGCCAGAAUCAGGCUGCCGCUGUAUACUGCGCUCCUAGCAUCACCGUGUUCAAUGUGCAAGCGAUGGUGAGCAUCACCAACGGGUCGGUGAUGAGGAUCGAGCCGCAGGACAAGUAUACGUCUAAGAACAACGUCACCGGAUCGCCUCAGAACGGGCAAGCACUCAAUGGUUUGUUUGCCAACACGGACUCCCUCACUAACUCCUUCGUGAAGGCUCGGCAAACUGCGACCAGCUCGGGCGUGCCUGGCGCAGUGUUCCGUUUUGCGGUACAGCAGGACGGCACGGGCCAGUCGACCUUCAGCGAUCCCAAUGGUUUCCUCACGCUGACCCAGAACAUCUAUACGCAGUUCCUGGCGAUUGUUGCGAAGUCCGUGUACUUCGUUCAGGGUACCCCCGCCGAGCUCACUGCGGAGCUCACUUCGAACCUCCCGAGGCUGUUUAUGAAUGAACUCGCUGCGCAUGGCCUGGCAGCGGCUCUCGGGCUUAUCGGCAUCAUCGGCAUUGUCGUUCACAUCCUGCACCGACGCGCCCGGAUGGGCUUGCACCUAACUGCCCCCCCAGGCUCGAUCGCGGCAAUCGUCUCGCUCACCUCGCGCUCCGGCUUCGGUGAUCUUCUCCUGCCCUACGACGACGUCGACACCAUCCGGCACAAGCUUGACGGGCUCCGGUUCAGACUCGACAAGCGGACGGGCGCCAUUGUCGCGGAGGAGGGCGACGAUGACGACGACGAGGCGGUAGGGACUCGCGGACGGCGGAAGUCGGGCAUGCCGCGCCUGCGAACAGCGGGGUCUGACGACAUGCGCAUGUCGCUGCUCGCGCCGGGCACGGUGACGGAGGCCGUGGCGGGCGCCGGGCAACGCCACGAACGAAUGUCGACCGUGUCGGAGGGCGCGUCGUUGAGGCCGCAGAGCAGCCGGAAUCGAUCGUCCUCGUCGUCACGGCUAUCGAGCUCGGUGGGGCAGCCGCCGCUGGGGUACACGGACGUACCUUACCAGUGGGAACCUUUGCCAUAUCCCGUGCCUCCUAGUACGGAGAAGGACAAGCAGCAUAGUCCAUGAUACGUGGUUUUGUGCACCUGUUUCAUAUAGUAGAUGGUCGUAGUGUUGUCGUUAGUUCCUUUGUUUACCCCCGGACAUUUUCUCUGUGGCAAUCGGCGGUCUCUGUAGUAUGUGCAUAUGCUAGAAAUGUGAACCCCCAUGGG